GAAAAGCCAUCUACUCAUAUUCCAACUCAGCUUAAACCUCUUUGCCUUCCUUUGCAAUUGUUACAAACUAUAUAUUCUUGCUUACCUCUCAAUAUUUAACAACAAUAAUAAUGAUGAAGGUCAGAAAUAGAGUCUCAUGAGAAAGUAGUGUUGAAGGUGGACUUCUAUGACGAUAGAAUCAAGCAAAAAGCCAUGAAGACAGCAUCUGGCCUUUCAGGGGUUGAAUCAGUUUCUGUGGAUACGAAAGACAAGAAAUUGAUUUUAUCUGGGGACAUUGAUCCUGUACGUGCAAUGUCCAAGCUAAGAAAGUGUUGUCACACAGAAAUAGUUUCAGUAGGACCUGCAAAAGAGGAGAAGGACCCAACAAAUGUACCUGUUCCUCUCGAGCUUUAUUAUCAUAUGACAACACCACAAUAUGGUCAAAAUUACUAUGUUAGAAGCGUAGAAGAGAGUCCCAAUGGUUGUGUCAUAUGCUAAAUUUCGUAAUAUACAAAGUUGGGAUUAAUGUUUCUCGUGUGGAGAUAAUUUUAGGGUUUAGGGUUUUGUUUGAUAAAAUACAUUGUGGUUUUUUUUUUGGUUAGUUUGGUACCGUACCGUAUCAUCUUCUAAACUUUGCUUCUU
Molecule: messenger RNA, 621 nt
Organism: Gastrolobium bilobum
Lineage: Eukaryota; Viridiplantae; Streptophyta; Magnoliopsida; Fabales; Fabaceae
Product: heavy metal-associated isoprenylated plant protein 39-like
Exons: 3
Coding region: 193-477 (94 amino acids)
Molecular function (GO): metal ion binding
Source: RefSeq, a predicted model, not a curated record